Messenger RNA from Papaver somniferum (opium poppy), 1429 nucleotides. RefSeq names its product haloacid dehalogenase-like hydrolase domain-containing protein 3. Bases 84 to 950 code for a protein of 288 amino acids. The record is from RefSeq and is a predicted model, not a curated record. Lineage: Eukaryota; Viridiplantae; Streptophyta; Magnoliopsida; Ranunculales; Papaveraceae. The transcript has 6 exons.
AAAACGAGUUCCACUCCAUCUCCAUAAUCUUUAUAUCAUUAUAUCAUAUUCUUCUCUGUUAAUGAAGAAAAACUGAAGCUCAAAUGGCGAAGAACACAAAAGCAAUUUCUAGUUUGUUAAUCAGGAAUUUGUUAUCUUCAAAUGAAAGAUCAAAUUCCAGAAGCGGUUUUUGUUUCAACGGAAGAGAAUUCGGGAAACCAUGUUUUUUCGCUUCAUCUGCUUCUGUUGAGAAGACGAUGGUAUCAGAAGGAGGAUUUAAAGAUUAUGAAGAGUACAGAAGGUCUUUAUAUGGUGGUAAUAUUACUCACAAAGCUCUCCUUGUUGAUGCUGUUGGUACUCUUGUUGUUCCUGCUCAACCUAUGGCUCAAAUUUAUAGACAGAUUGGGGAGAAAUAUGGGGUGGAAUAUUCAGAAGGUGAAAUACUGAACCGUUAUAGAUGGGCUUAUGAAAAACCUUGGGGUAAUUCUCGGCUCAGAUAUGUUGACGAUGGAAGACCAUUUUGGCAAUAUAUAGUCAGUCAGUCAACUGGAUGUUCAGAUUCUCAGUACUUUGAAGAACUUUAUCACUAUUAUGCAACGGACAAGGCAUGGCGCCUAUGUGAUCCUGAUGCUGAGAGAGUAUUUAUGGCCCUUAAAAAAGCUGGUGUCAAGUUAGCUGUUGUUUCGAACUUCGACACACGACUACGGUCAGUUUUACGGGCUUUGAAUUGUGAUCACUGGUUUGAUGCAGUGGCUGUGUCUGCUGAAGUCGCAGCAGAGAAGCCAAAUCCAACAAUAUUUUUGAAGGCUUGCGAUUUACUAGAGGUUAAACCUGAGGAUGCUCUACAUAUUGGGGAUGAUCGUAGGAAUGAUCUUUGGGGUGCCAGAGAUGCCGGUUGUGAUGCUUGGUUGUGGGGAAGUGAUGUUAACUCUUUUAAGGAGGUAGCGGAGAAAAUUGGCGUCCAAGUCUGAAGUGGAUCAAAGAGAUUGCCCCAUCACUCCAAGGAAUACGCUGUCCUGUACUACUUGUAAAUAUUGCUCCUUUGUUGUAAUAAAUAUGUAUAGUCUAGAAUGAUUGUAACUAGUAAGAGAGCUUUUACUACUUCCGUGUUUCCCGUCUCGAUGUUGACAGCUGGUUGGAUUUAUCUUUUUGUUCAUGAGUUUAAAGUUCUGCACAACAGUCCAAGAUUGUAGUGAAGAUGCUUAUUGACACAGAUAUGCCUGCAAGCUUAUGCGGUGCAGGAUAAGCAAUAUUUCAGUAGUGUAGGUUAAGGUGUAUCUGAGGUGUCAGUUUUUGUGUUUUCGUGUUAAUGUAAACGUGUGGUCCUUACACUUCUCUUUCUCUUAGUGAAGUCAGUAAUAUUAAUCUGUGAAUGAUUAGUAUUUAAGUCCUGUAAUAACAGUAAUAACUUCUUUAGUUGUUAAUGAAAAUCUGGGUUUCUCUUUCACCA